Messenger RNA from Aspergillus calidoustus, 1098 nucleotides. The record is from the annotation of a GenBank genome assembly. Lineage: Eukaryota; Fungi; Ascomycota; Eurotiomycetes; Eurotiales; Aspergillaceae.
AUGGCUCUCCCCACCAACACCGAUAAGAUCACCUACAUCCCCGCCGAAGACAUCGACAAGGUCUUUGCGCACACCACCAACCUCGCCUCCUCCGCCCUUAACUCGAAAGUCCUCGCCUGCUCGGACGAGUACUUUGCCGCCGCCUCCAACCUCCUCACACCCACACCCCCGAUCAACCGCCCCGGCGUCUUCAUUCACACAGGCGCUUGGUACGAUGGCUGGGAAACCCGCCGCCACAACCCGGAGCCCUACGACUGGGUCGUCAUCAAGCUCGGCGUCGCCAGUGGCGCCAUUCAGGGCGUCGAGAUUGACACCGGCUUCUUCACCGGUAACUAUGGCGAAAAGGCAGAGCUGCAGGCUACAUAUGCCCCUGGCGCCUCAGACGCUGAACUCUCAGACCCCAACUAUAAGGGAUGGACCACCAUUCUCCCCGCGCAGCCCUUGGGCCCGGCCCAGCGUCGCGCGUGGAAGUUUAACGACUUUGACCCAGCAAACCCUACUCCAUAUAGCCACGUCCGACUGUUGAUGCUGCCGGACGGCGGAGUAGGACGAUUGAGGCUCCAUGGAAACGCGAUACCUCCGAGACUCGAAGUUUCGUCCGCUGAACUCCCAGUAGAGGAGCUCUCGUCCGCGCUCCUCGGGGGUCAGGCUCUCGCCGCCUCAGACCAACACUACACCCCCUGCUCGAACCUGCUCCUGCCAGGCCGGGGCAAGGACAUGGGCGACGGCUGGGAAACAGCACGCUCACGCACACCAGGUCAUGUCGACUGGGCGAUUAUCAGACUCGGUCUCCCGGGUUCCGUCUCAAAGAUUGUUGUCGACACAAAGGACUUCCGUGGGAACUUCCCAAGCGCUGUGCGCGUUCACGGACUGGUUGAGGGAUCUGUUAAGGGCGACGAGGUUCCUUCUCAUGACCAUGAGGGCUGGGUCGAACUGCUCAGCGGCGCCAAGCCCUGCGCGGCUGAUACAGAGCACAUCUUCGAGGGUGCCGAUCUGGCUGCUGGGGGUGAAGAUACGAGGACCUUCACGCAUGUAAAGCUCACGCUGAUUCCUGAUGGGGGUGUAAAGCGCUUCCGCGUCGCGGGGAGAAGAAAAUAA